GCCCCGCCCACCAGCCAGCCCCACCGCGGGCGGAGGGAGUCGGUUCUUUGCCGAGGCGCGCGGAAGGCUCCUGAGAGACUAUGAGCGCGGCAGGUUCGCGCGGUCGCCGCCAGGCGCGACUGUCCCGCUUGGUCUCCUUUAGCGCGAGCCACCGACUGCACUGCAAAUCUCUAAGUGAUGAAGAAAAUUUGAAACUGUUUGGGAAAUGUAACAAUCCCAAUGGCCAUGGGCACAAUUAUAAAGUUGUGGUGACAGUACAUGGAGAGAUUGAUCCGGUUACAGGAAUGGUUAUGAAUUUGACCGACCUCAAAAAGUAUAUGGAGGAGGCAAUUAUGAAGCCCCUUGAUCAUAAGAAUCUGGAUCUGGAUGUGCCAUACUUUGCAAAUGUUGUAAGCACAACAGAAAAUGUAGCUGUAUACAUCUGGGAGAACCUCCAGAAAUGUCUUCCUCAACUAGUACACAAUGGACUCUCAGAAUAUUGCUGCCCCAAAAUAAUAAAAGGACUUGUGCAGUGCCUGAAAAGAAUAAAAGGACUUAUGCAGUGAUUACUAUUCUAGAAAUGUUUGCGAAGGAGUAGACAUUUAUUUUGGAUUUUGGACAUAUAUGCAUAUGUGCCUGGUGAGCUUUUCAAGCUGCUGGGACCAGGAGCUGAGUUAUGGAGUGGCCCUGUUUGUUUGAAGAAGUUAACUAGAUGGACAAAGGCAAGCUAAGAAAUCAGUGGGAAAGCUGUUGCAAGAUUCUGGACAUGAGGCGAUGGGAUGGUGAUGGCAGUGGAAAUAGAGGAAGGAGAAUAGUUCUACAUUGUGCUUUGCCUACUGUGGGACUAUGGGAUUAUGCAUUUUGUCACAUACUUUUUAUAUUAUCACACUUUAUCCUCAUAACCAUCCUGCAAGAUGAAUAUAUUAGUUAUUUACUUUUACAUAACAAAUCACCCCCAAAAAUGGUUUAAAACAGUACAUAUUUAUUAUCUCAAUUUCUGUGGGCUGGAAAACUGAACAUGGCUUAGCUGGAACCUUCGACUCAGGAUCACUCAGAAGGCUGUAGUCAUCUCAAGGUUUGACCAGGAGGGAUUCUCUUUCCAACUCACGUGGUGAUUGUCGGAAUUCAGUUCCUCAUAGGUGGCUGGACUAAGACCUUAAAUUCCUUCUCUUUCUUGCCAGAGAGGCCUCAUUAUAGUGUAUCUCCCAACAUUAUAGCUUGCUUCCUCAGAGGAAGGCAGAAAGAGGGUGAGGGAGAGUACCAGCAAGCUUGAACUCACAGUCUUUUAUAACCUAAUCAGUCUUUCUGUCCUUAGAAGCAAGUCACUAAGUCUAGCUUACAUCAAGGAGAGGGAAUUAUAGAUCCGCUGUUAUGUGUAAAAUGAGACAUGGAGAAUAGUAGGAGGUGAGGCUAAAGUCAAGGAGUAGAUAUCAUGCUUUAUAAUUUUUUUAUUUGCCAGAGUACAUACACUGUCUGCCAGAGAGACAGACAGGGAGAAA
Molecule: messenger RNA, 1478 nt
Organism: Tupaia belangeri chinensis (Chinese tree shrew)
Lineage: Eukaryota; Metazoa; Chordata; Mammalia; Scandentia; Tupaiidae
Gene: PTS
Product: 6-pyruvoyltetrahydropterin synthase
Exons: 8
Coding region: 81-545 (154 amino acids)
Biological process (GO): tetrahydrobiopterin biosynthetic process
Cellular component (GO): mitochondrion
Molecular function (GO): 6-pyruvoyltetrahydropterin synthase activity
Source: RefSeq, a predicted model, not a curated record